Messenger RNA from Scophthalmus maximus (turbot), 1732 nucleotides. RefSeq names its product actin binding Rho activating protein b (gene abrab). NCBI's taxonomy places the organism in Eukaryota, Metazoa, Chordata, Actinopteri, Pleuronectiformes, Scophthalmidae. Bases 308 to 1534 code for a protein of 408 amino acids. The record is from RefSeq and is a predicted model, not a curated record. The transcript is spliced from 2 exons. Gene Ontology annotation, biological process: positive regulation of transcription by RNA polymerase II; positive regulation of Rho protein signal transduction. Gene Ontology annotation, molecular function: actin binding. Gene Ontology annotation, cellular component: sarcomere.
GCGCUCUUGCUCUUCCAGAUCUGCAGGCCAGUUCACCUCCAGUUACAAGCGCCCGCAAUCUGUGCUGAAACACGAGUCAGGGAAAGACGAUCAGGUCGGUGGCCUGGGAUGACCGGAAUACUUUCCAUCGUCGCGUUUUGGCCGGUGCGAGCUCCCCGCGUUUGAGAGCCGUUGCUGCAAGCGUGAGGGGUGAGAAGCAGCGGAGGGAGAGAAAACUCGGAAUAAAGAGACUGAAGCGGAGUGGAGAUGGAUCAUCUGUAGCGUAUUCCUGACAGCUCACUAAGUUGACGACUCGACACAGAUUAGUAUGUCCGACUCCCAGAGGAAACCGUCCGACAACAAGAACAUCAAGAAGCUCCGCGCCGUAAGCAUGGUGUGCGGCCUGGCGAGCCGCUGGCAGCAGUGGGUGGCGGAGAAUGAGGAGAAGCAGGCCAGUGAACCCAGUGGCUGGGCUCCGUCCUCACCGGGGGGACCGGCCGAGGAACCCAGAAGGAAAUGGGUCCCCAAGAAGCCUCCUGCUGCUCAAGUCCGGCCGACAGAGGUGUCUCAAAUGAGUGCAACUACUCCUGGAGAGUCUGCAAAGACAUCAGCUCCUCACGAGAAGGCCGAGGCGGUCGUGACCCCAACUGAGCCGCCUGUUGCCUCUCCUAUCCAGACCAAGCAGGCGGGGGAGGCGGUGACCGGCGGCGCGGGCGACGGGCUCCUGACCGUGACGGUCACGAGGGAGGCCCCGCCGCCGGGCGAGGAGAUGGACCGGCUGCUGACGAAGAAGAGCUCACCCACGCGCCGCAGGAAGUGCUCCAACAUGGUGUCGUCGCUGACCAAAUGCUGGCGGCUAGUGGAGAGCGAGCAGAAGCUCGGCAAAGGAGGAGAAAGGCCGGCAAAGUCGCGGGCCGGUGGCUCAGAUCAAGAGGAGAGUGGACGUCCCGAAGCAUGGCAGGAGGGAGCGGACUCACGUGACGCUCGGAGCCUUUUGAAAGACGGCGAGCAAAACGACUGCGCCGAGGACUCGGAGUCAUCGGUGAAGAUUAAAAGACCCGCAGUCCCGGCGUACAAAAGGGAAUCGGAAGAUGCCAACAAGAUCAACGCUCUCUCCAAGAAGUACAGCGCCGUGGGAAGCAUGAAGAGCCGCUGGCAGAACUGGGCCUCGGAGCACGCCGUCAGCCAGAGGCUGAACCCCUUCAGUGAAUACUUUGACUACGAUUACUCCAUGUCCCUCCGCCUCCAGAAGGGCGAGGAGGGCUACGGACGCCCCAGGGACGGCACUAAGACGGCGGAGAGAGCCAAACGCGCCGAGCAACACAUCCACCGGGAGAUCGCCGACAUGUGUUACGUGAUCAGGACUAUGGCCGAUCCGGACGCGGACGGCAGGACCCGCAUCACGUUCGGAGAGCUGUUCGACAGAUACGUCCGGAUCUCUGACAAGGUGGUGGGGAUUCUCAUGAGAGCCAGGAAACACGGGAAGGUGGCGUUCGAAGGGGAGAUGCUGUGGCAGGGCCAGGACGACGGGGUGGUCAUAACUCUGCUGGUGUGAUAUUAGCACCUGGGUCAGAGUUGUACUGGAAAUCCUCUGGUGCGGCCAGUCGCUAGCACAGGGGAUGAGCGCAACGGAGGGAGUGAAAUAGCCUCAGUCAUCAUCAGACAGGGCUACGAGGAGGAUUAAGAAAUACAAUUGUUUUGAGAAAUCUGCAAAGACUUUGGUGAGAUAAAGUCCUCUCUUGUGUUCUCCAUG